GCUCCAUAGCAGAACCAAAAAAAAAACAAGACAACACGAAGAACAACACAGUUGCUUCACCGAAGAAGAAGAGAGGUUGAUCGAUCGAGCACAGAGAUUUGAAUGGCGAGGUACGACAGAGCGAUCACGGUGUUCUCACCCGAUGGCCAUCUCUUCCAGGUCGAGUACGCCCUCGAAGCCGUUCGCAAAGGUAACGCCGCCGUCGGCGUCCGCGGCACCGACAACGUCGUUCUCGGUGUCGAGAAGAAAUCCACCGCCAAGCUUCAAGACUCCAGAAGUGUGAGGAAGAUUGUGAAUCUGGAUGAUCACAUUGCACUUGCUUGUGCGGGACUAAAAGCUGAUGCCCGGGUCCUUAUAAACAGGGCGCGUGUUGAAUGUCAAAGUCACAGACUUACGGUUGAGGAUCCAGUGACGGUCGAGUACAUAACUCGUUACAUUGCAGGUCUUCAGCAGAAGUACACUCAAAGUGGUGGGGUGCGACCCUUUGGCCUUUCAACCUUGAUUGUUGGCUUCGAUCCAUACACUGCCACACCGUCUCUGUACCAAACGGACCCUUCUGGUACAUUUUCUGCUUGGAAAGCUAAUGCGACUGGAAGGAACUCCAAUUCGAUUCGGGAGUUUCUUGAGAAGAAUUUCAAAGAAACCUCAGGGCAAGAAACUGUCAAACUGGCUAUCCGAGCAUUGCUUGAAGUUGUUGAGAGCGGAGGCAAGAACAUUGAAGUUGCUGUCAUGACUAAGGAGCAUGGUCUGCGUCAACUGGAGGAAGCUGAAAUUGAUGCUAUUGUUGCAGAGAUUGAAGCUGAGAAAGCAGCUGCUGAGGCUGCAAAGAAAGCCCCUCCCAAGGAGACAUGAUUUUCUAUUUCUUUUGUUUUGUAUUAUGAUCGUUGCUCUCGAUAGGGGGUUUCCUGUGCUUACUGAAACUAAAUUUGAUGUCAUAGUGUCAGAAAUUGAUGCCCAGAAAAGAGCUGCAGAGGCUGCAAAGAAAAUUGUUUCUAAAGAGACAUGAUUUUAUGUUACUUAUGUUUUAGUUCAUGAAUUGUAGUUGCUGGGUGUUUGCCCUCCUUAAAAUUACUGCUUUAUUGUUUCUGGGUUA
Lotus japonicus is the source of this 1093-nucleotide messenger RNA. RefSeq names its product proteasome subunit alpha type-7. Lineage: Eukaryota; Viridiplantae; Streptophyta; Magnoliopsida; Fabales; Fabaceae. The transcript is spliced from 3 exons. Gene Ontology annotation, cellular component: proteasome core complex, alpha-subunit complex; nucleus; proteasome core complex. Gene Ontology annotation, biological process: ubiquitin-dependent protein catabolic process. The coding region runs from base 103 to 852 and encodes 249 amino acids. The record is from RefSeq and is a predicted model, not a curated record.